AUGUCGGAGGCUGGAUUCAACCUUCGUUCAUGGAGUUCAAAUUGCUCAAAACUUACAGAUUUAGCCAAAAAACAUAACGUAUGUGAAAAAGAAACUUUUGUCAAAAUACUUGGACUGAAAUGGGACACAGUUAAAGAUACGAUAACUUUUCAAAAAGUCGACUUAUUUGAUAAUGAACUACCUAAUAUUACGAAACGUGAGAUUCUUAAACAAUCUUCACGUAUUUACGAUCCCCUAGGAUUACUUAGCCCUGUAUCCGUACGAGCAAAAAUCUUAAUGCAGACAUUGUGGGAACAGAAGUAUGGAUGGGAUGAGCCACUACCAUUAGAAAUACAGACAACAUGGGAAAAUUUAGCCAAAGAUUUGGAGAAAACGACUUACACAGAAUUGAAAAGACCGUAUUUUCCCAAUUUACCAGAUCAGAAAACCCAACUUCACGUUUUUGUAGACGCUAGUACAACUGCAUACGGAGCAACUGUUUACAUAUGUAACCAUCACGAGUCAUCAUUAGUUAUUGCAAAGAAUAGAGUAGCACCGCUUAAGCAAUUGACACUACCACAGCUGGAAUUAAUGGCCGCAUUGAUUGGAACACGACUAGCCGAUCACGUAAAAUCAGUUCUACACAUAGAAGACAUAACUUUUUGGUCAGACAGUCAGAAAGUGCUACAGUGGUUAUCAACUUCAAAGCAAUUAAAAAGGUUCAUACGAAAUAGAGUAACGGAAAUACGCAAAUUGACCAAUACACAAGAAUGGAGAUAUUGCCCAACGAAAGAUAAUCCAGCUGACCUUCUUACUAGAGGACUCAGCGCGUCACAGUUUGAAAAGAACACACUAUGGUUCAACGGACCCGAAUGGAUCACUGAUGCAUCAAAAUGGCCGUCAUGGAAGCCAAAUGACACAACAGUACUACUAACCAGUACAGAUAUAGAAGAUUCAAGUACAGAAGACAAUGAAAUAGAUAAUCAACAAGGAAUACACCAAAUUGUGCAAAUUACUAGAUAUAGCACAUUAUCAAAAUUACUACGAAUUACAGCUUAUCUAUUACGAUUUAUACGAAAUUGCCGUUCGCAAAUAUUACAGAGAAAUAAGGAAAAGUACGUUACAAGAGAGGAAUUACAGGAUGCAACAGAGUGUUGGAUACUAAAUUGCCAAAGAACUUCAUUUAAGGACGAAAUGAUACACUUGAAAUUAAAGGAUACUAAACCUACUGUUUUAGUUAGACAACUUAGAUUGUACCUGAAUGACAAAGACGCAAUUUGCUGUGGAGGGAGAAUUCAUAACGCACCUGUUUGUGAAAAUACGAAAUUUCCUUAUUUGUUACCCAGAAGUCAUCAUUUUACGAAAUUAGUUGUUCUUGAUAUACACAAGUACAUGAAACACUCAGGAGUUUUAUCAACAGUGACUCAGAUACGACAAACUUACUGGAUACCCCGAAUUCGCCAAUACGUAAGAGGAAUUUUGCGAAAUUGCGUAAUUUGUCGAAAAAUCAACAGUAAACCAUAUACAGCACCUGAUCCGCCGCCACUCCCAAAAGUUCGAUUACUGGAAGCGCCGCCUUUUACAAUUACCGGCGUCGACUUUACUGGAGCGCUGUACGUUCGUGAUACACAUGAUACUGAAAACAAGGUUUUUAUAUGUCUGUUUACUUGUGCUUCAACGAGAGCCGUACACCUGAAGGUUGUACCGGACUUAUCAGAAAAAUCCUUUUUACAAGCCUUUAGAAGAUUCGCUAGUCGUAAAUCUAGACCACAUACCAUGAUUUCGGAUAACGCCUCGACAUAUUUAGCCGCCUCGGAAACAUUAAAGAAAUCAACCGAUUCACCAUCGCUAAACAAUACGUUAUCAACAUAUGGAACAACUUGGAGAUUCAUACCGAAAAGAGCGCCCUGGUAUGGUGGAUGGUGGGAACGCCUUAUAGGAAUAACAAAAACUUGUUUGAAGAAAACAUUAGGCAGAUCUUACGUUACCAUGGAUACACUUCAAACAAUUCUGACAGAAAUAGAAGCGAUCAUUAAUGAUAGACCAUUGACCUACGUAUCACCGGAUAUUGAGGACGAGGAGCCGUUAACUCCGUCACACUUGCUGUACGGAAGAAGAAUAACUUUAACGCCGUAUCCACAACCGAAUAUUGAAUACAUUGCCGUGAAUAGUGGAAAACAAGAACUGCAUAAACAUUUGAAUAAACAGUCGAGUUUAAUGGAGCAUUUUUGUAACCGGUGGAAAUCCGAGUACAUAACGACCCUGAGAGAGUUUCAUCGCCAAACAGGAAACAAUUUACAAACUAUUCAAGUUGGAGAUGUAGUGCAAGUCCAAGAUGAUAAAUUACCGAAAAACCGAUGGAACAUUGCCGUUGUUGAUGAAUUGAUCACCGGAAACGAUGGUUUUACACGAGCAGCUAUAAUACGAACUAGUGCAGGACGUACUUCACGCCCUAUAGUAAAACUGUACCCGCUCGAAAUCCGAACAAACAUAAACAAUUUAGAUGACAAAAAAGAUGAUACUUCAACAGAGGGAUUGACAAGAAUUCUACCAAAACGAGAGGCAUCUGUCCGAGCUCGAGAGAACAUAAAGAAAUGGACUACCCAAAAGUGA
This is a messenger RNA of Mytilus trossulus (common blue mussel), 2592 nucleotides long. RefSeq lists its product as uncharacterized. NCBI's taxonomy places the organism in Eukaryota, Metazoa, Mollusca, Bivalvia, Mytilida, Mytilidae. Gene Ontology annotation, molecular function: nucleic acid binding. The transcript has a single exon. Gene Ontology annotation, biological process: DNA integration. The record is from RefSeq and is a predicted model, not a curated record. Bases 1 to 2592 code for a protein of 863 amino acids.